This is a messenger RNA of Culex quinquefasciatus (southern house mosquito), 1165 nucleotides long. RefSeq names its product chymotrypsin-1-like. Gene Ontology annotation, biological process: proteolysis. Gene Ontology annotation, molecular function: serine-type endopeptidase activity. The coding region runs from base 22 to 918 and encodes 298 amino acids. The record is from RefSeq and is a predicted model, not a curated record. NCBI's taxonomy places the organism in Eukaryota, Metazoa, Arthropoda, Insecta, Diptera, Culicidae. The transcript has 2 exons.
AAAGUCUUUGUUUACGGAAGCAUGCUUCAUGUAAUUGGUACAAUUCGUUUCACUAUAAAACGUGCAAGAUUCCCAGCGAAUUGUAUCAGUCAGCUUCACGCUUUCAACAGAGAUUCAGAGUUGUAUUCCAAAAUGACCGCUAAAUCAGUUCGUUUUGUAGCUUCGAUGCUGCUUCUGUCAGUGUCAGCGCUUGGUCGUGAAGUGAUUCAACUUGACGACAACUACGUAAACCGUAUCGUCGGAGGUCACGAAGCCGCUAGCGGUUCCGUCCCUCAUCAGGUGUCGCUCCAACUCAAAGGAUUCGGUCACUACUGCGGUGGUUCCAUCAUCGCCGACCGCUGGAUCCUCACCGCAGCCCACUGCGUCGACGGCCAAACCCCAGGCCAGUUGAACGUCCUGGUCGGUACCAACAGUCUCAAGGAGGGCGGACAACUGCAUGAGUCGGACAAGUUCAUCAAGCACAACCGCUACAACCGACCUCAGUUCCACAACGACAUCGCUCUGAUCCGGCUCAAGUCCAAGUUGCAGUUUUCGGACACCGUUAAGGCGAUCGGCUACUCCGAGAAGACCGUUGGCCAGGACGAGCACGUUACGCUUACCGGAUGGGGACGUACCUCGGCGGGUGGACCUGUUCCGACCAAGCUGCAGACGAUCGACCUCAACUCGAUCAGCAACGACGAGUGCAAGCGAAGAUCGCCCGGAGCUGGUAACGUGGAUAUCGGACAUAUUUGUACGCUGACCAAGACCGGCGAGGGAGCAUGCAAUGGUGACUCUGGUGGUCCGUUGACCCAUGACGGAAAGGUGAUUGGAGUUGUGAACUUUGGAGUUCCCUGUGCCAAGGGAUAUCCGGACGCGUACGCUCGAGUGUCGUACUACCACGAGUGGAUCCGAACCAACAUCGCCGAGAAUUCGGUGUAAAUGAUGAAUGAUUACAAUUAUGAAUAAACGAAGUAUACACAGAAAAAAAAUCGGUUAAAUUACAUAAGCGCUAGAUUUAAUCCAAACUAGUCUAAUCAUAACCUAGCGCAGCCAAUCUUUCGAAGAAAUCCUAGAGAAAGCAUUUUGUUAGAUUACGCUUAGCCAUUUUCUUGUUAUUUAUUAACAUGCUGAGAUGUUUUGAUGCUCCGGGAACCUCUAGGAUCUAAUCAAAUCAAAUUAUUCGCUC